This is a messenger RNA of Lodderomyces elongisporus, 3432 nucleotides long. It is a transcript of the gene RAD2, whose product is annotated as ssDNA endodeoxyribonuclease. Gene Ontology annotation, molecular function: single-stranded DNA binding; DNA endonuclease activity. The record is from RefSeq and is a predicted model, not a curated record. Gene Ontology annotation, cellular component: nucleus. The transcript has a single exon. Gene Ontology annotation, biological process: nucleotide-excision repair. The coding region runs from base 1 to 3432 and encodes 1143 amino acids. NCBI's taxonomy places the organism in Eukaryota, Fungi, Ascomycota, Pichiomycetes, Serinales, Debaryomycetaceae.
AUGGGCGUACAGUCAUUAUGGGAUAUAGUUGGACCCUCAGCUCGUCCGGUACGACUAGAAGCCUUGUCUAGAAAGAAACUCGCCGUAGACGCGUCCAUUUGGAUAUACCAGUUUUUAAAAGCCGUAAGAGACAAGGAAGGAAACGCGUUGCAAUCGUCUCAUAUAGUUGGAUUCUUUAGACGAAUAUGUAAAUUGCUUUUCUUUGGAAUUCGACCCAUCUUUGUUUUCGAUGGCGGUGUACCUGUAUUGAAGAAACAAACCAUCGCUGAAAGGAAAAAUCGAAGACAACAGAAAGCAGAGUCUACUAGAGAAACCGCACAGAAAUUGCUUGCCAUGCAAUUACAAAAACAAUUACAAGGAGAACCAACUAACUGGAAGAGACAAAGAAAAAAUGUACUUCAGAGUUCAAAGAAGGCAGUUGGCGGAGCAGCAAAUGCUGAUGAUGAGAAACGUGGAAAAUAUGAAUAUCUUGUCAAUGAUAGUGAUAAACACGAUGAUGAUCCUGAUGAUGAAGAUGACGACGACAUUAUAUACUUUGAAGAUUUGCCGGGAAAUAAUGCGCCACUGACAGCUCAAACACAGAGUUCAGAAUCAUUAUCCCCAGAGCAACUAAAAUCAAUUAAAUUCCGCAAGAAAGAUGAAUAUCACUUGCCUGAUUUACACGAGUUUAAAGUUUCGCGAACCGAUCAAAGAAUUAUGGCAGAUGAAGAUGAACGUGUGCCUGAAGACGAUGACUUUGAUCACGUUGAUGGUAUCAAUAUUAAUGAAGUUGACCCUAAAUCCAAGGAGUUUUCCAAAUUACCAAUUGCUACUCAAUACAUGAUCUUGAACCAUUUAAGGUUAAAAUCACGAUUAAGGAUGGGUUACCAAAAAGAGCAACUCCAAGAAUUGUUUCCUAGCUCUAUGGAGUUUUCCAAAUUUCAGAUUCAACAAGUGCAAAAACGUAAUUUCUAUACACAGAAGCUUAUGAACGUUACUGGGAUGAAUGACGAUGUCAAUGUAGAGCGACGUAUCGCUGGAGAUAAAGAUCGCAAAUACGCUUUAGUCAAAAACGAGGAUGGGUGGACAUUGGCGUUGCAGGGGGAAGGUGCCAGUGCCACAAACCCAAUCAGUCUUUCAGAUGAGGAGCUGAAUAAGGAUGUACUGCUCACCGAAAAACCCAAAAUUGAGCUAAUGGAAAAGGAGAAACGUAUAGAUUCAGAUGCUGAAAGCGAUUCAGAUUUUGAAGACGUACCGUUGGAAGAACAAGAGGAAACUGAGGAGGAAAAGCAAUUGCAAAAAGCACUUAUCAUGUCAAUUUACGAACAGUAUAACGAACCUGAGCAUUCUAUAGGAAUAGAACAACAACAACAACAACAACAACAACAACAACAAAAACAACAACAACAAGAACAACAACAAUCAAAAGGCUUACAAGGAUUCAACACUAGCAUGGAGGAUGCUGUGGAAGCAAGUAAAGCCGAAUAUUACAAGAUGGUCAAGGAGGAGGCAGAUCUCGAAAAGCAAAUAGAAGCCUCGUCUCAUUCCUCUUUGUCCUACUUGAACUCUUCUGCCAGUAAGACAAAUUUUGGUGCUUCCCUAUUGUUUCCAAAUCUGCAAUUGACCAAAGAGGAUGUGAAUGCAAAUGCCAUGCCAUCUACUCUUGAUAAAACAGCGGACUCCGCACAAAAUGAGCACACAAUCAUAGGCUCAAAGAGCGAGCUAGGAAGAUCAUUCAUAUUCUCCGCAGAUAACCAUGAAACUGGAAAAGUGCAGCUUAAGAAAGGUACAGGCAAUAAUAUUAACGACAAUACCCAAUUCAAAACUCAAGCCGGCAACAAAAAUGGAGCUAUAACUGAUUUCGAUAUGGGCAGAAAAAGUAAAAAACUUCAGAUAGACGAAGCCAAAGAAACCGAGUGCCUACCAAUUGUGAAAAACGUGCCCAGAAAGGAAGAACAUGUUGUUGUUGAUGAAGUUGAUGAUGAUGAUAUAGCCUCUGAAUUAUCUGAUAAUGACGAGCAAAUCACAAAAAACCGUCCUGCUGGACAAGAAAAACUCCCAGAUUGGUUCCGAAAUGAAGUAAGCCAAACAUUGAACCCGCAUAAUGAAAAAUUUGUAUCAAGCAUCAUAGAUAGAAAAAUGAAUAAAAACAUUGAAGACGGUGACGUUGAAGAAUACGAAGACGAAGAAAAAGCAGCUGGUCUUAUUCCAUGGUUUGAAGCAAAAGAGUAUUUUGAAACUAACGACAACGAAGAUGAUUACAAAAGUAAUGGUGAUGGAUAUGACAAUGAUGCCGACGUUGUGGACGUUGCGGAAGUUGCGCCGCCACCACCACCACCACCAUCACAACUACCAUCAUUACCACCACACUCGCCAUCUAUAAUUGAGGCGGAUGCACCAUCAAAGGAACAAGAAUUACCAGAGAAAGAACCGGAACGAAAAGCGGCAGUUAUUGACUAUGAUUUUGAAGAAGAAGACGAGGAUAUGUUGAUUGAACAGAUGAGAACAGAGGAAGUUGAUCAUGAAUUAUUGAAAAGUAAAAUAAAGGCCACACAUACAGUGCCCCCUAUAUCAUCGAUAAAUACACGCAUCACUGAAGAACACUUGCUCCAGGAGAAAUUACAAAAGGCAAAACGAGACUCAGAUGAAGUGACCGAGACUAUGAUUUACGAUGUCCAGGAGCUACUCAAAAGAUUUGGUAUUCCAUUUAUCACUGCACCAAUGGAAGCAGAAGCUCAAUGUGCAGAACUUUUAAAAAUUGGCUUGGUUGACGGAAUCGUUACUGACGAUAGCGAUUGUUUUCUUUUUGGCGGAGAUAAGGUUUACAAGAAUAUGUUCAAUCAGAAACAAUUUGUCGAGUGUUAUUUCAAAGACGAUAUAGCUACCAAGAUUGGAUUAAGUCAAGACAAUUUGAUUGAAUUAGCAUUGCUUCUAGGAAGUGAUUAUACUGAGGGUAUCAAAGGAGUAGGACCAGUUUUGGCGAUGGAAAUCUUGGCGGAAUUUGGUAGCUUGACCAAGUUCAAGGAAUGGUUUGAUAGACAUACCAAAACCGCAGAGGUGAAAUCCAAUUUGACUUCGUUGGAGAAAAAUUUGUUGUCCAAAGUAAAAAGUGGCAAGCUAUAUUUACCUGAUAACUUUCCGGAUAGAAUUGUUUUCGAAGCUUAUAAAAGACCCGAAGUUGAUCCAGACAAGACUGACUUUGUUUGGGGAGUUCCUAAUUUGGACCAAAUACGGUCAUUUUUGAUGUAUAAUGUCGGUUGGUCACAGGAAAGAGUUGACGAAGUAAUGAUUCCGUUGGUUCGAGAUCUUAACAAGAAAAGCGCCGAAGGUGUUCAAUCGACCAUUGGAGAGUUUUUUCCACAAAGUUAUAUCCAGAGCAAUAAAGAGCUCAAGUUGGGUAAGCGUAUGAAAACAGCAGCAAACAAACUUAACAAGAGAAAGAAAGUUGUAUAG